AUGGAAGCUAAGCUCUUUCCAAAUGCCAGUUCUCCCAUGCAAGCGGGGGAAGGGGGCCAGGGAGAGGCUCGCUUCGACAUUGUCUACGCUUCAAAAGUUAGCCCCGUGGUCCUCUUUGCUAUCUACUCCAUCAUCGUUUUCCUCAGCCUCGUCGGUAACAAUAUUGUCAUAUACGUUGUCAUCCGGUGUCGAUCAAUGUGGUCCAUAACAAACUUUUUCAUUGCCAAUUUGGCAAUCUCCGACGUGUUGAUGAGUAUGUUUGCGGCUCUGUUCACGCCGAUUGCAUACUACACAGAUGAAUGGAUUCUGCCGCAUUUUCUCUGUAGACUCCUUCCCUUCACAAUGGGAGUCUCGGUGCACGUUUCGACACUCACUUCCACAGCUAUCGCGGUUGAUCGUUAUCUUGUGAUUGUGCACCCCUUCUUUCCAAAAAUGCAGCGUUGGAUGUGUUUUUCCAUAAUUGCUGCCAUAUGGUGUACUUCGGUGCUCAUCUGUUUACCGCUGGCAAUAUUUCAACAAAUUCAACUGGAAAGCAAACAGAACAAUACCGUCUGUGCAGAAAACUGGCCUUCAGUGGAAGCUCGAAAGGUGAUUUUAUUUGGUUUCUUCUAUAUUACUUUAAAACAUUUGUACCUAUUAUUAGCGGUCGAUGAGGUCAUUAAAAACUCCGUUGCUCCAUAG
Molecule: messenger RNA, 681 nt
Organism: Dibothriocephalus latus
Lineage: Eukaryota; Metazoa; Platyhelminthes; Cestoda; Diphyllobothriidea; Diphyllobothriidae
Source: the annotation of a GenBank genome assembly